UAUUCCCACCCAUUUCUAAUAUUCUACGAUUGCGCACUCUGGAGUCCGGUCCAUGGAUCUUUCACCCAGCACACACUUUGUUUCCUCUACCAACUCGCCCGAGUUCACCCUUCUAACUCGGGUCUUGACCCGUUCAUCGGUCAUCGGUCUCGACGCCGAAUGGAAGCCCGUCCGCACUCAGCAGUCCUCCUUUCCGACGGUUUCUCUCCUCCAAAUCGCCUGCCAGGUCGACGGCGACGAAGAUGCUCAUGUCUCGAAGAACUCUCAACCGGUUUUCCUUGUCGACCUCUCAGCUAUCCCUCUUCCAUCAAUCUACGAGCUUCUUAGGGACGCGUUUGUCUCGCCUAAUAUUCUGAAAUUAGGAUUUCGGUUCAAACAAGACCUGGUCUACUUGUCGUCCACCUUCUGCUCGCAGGGCUGCGAGCCUGGUUUCGAUAGGGUGGAACCUUUUCUAGAUAUUACAAGCAUAUAUAGCUACCUACAACACAAGCAUCAAGGAAGAAGGUUGCAAUCCAAGAGUUUAGCAGCAAUCUGCCAGGAAGUGUUGGGCAUAUCUCUUUCGAAGGAACUCCAAUGCAGUGAUUGGUCACAACGUCCUCUCACAGAAGAACAAAAGCUUUAUGCUGCAGUCGAUUCUCUCUGCUUGAUUCAAAUCUUUGAUGUGCUCAAGGCUAGGGUGGCUAAUAUUGUUGGGAGUACUGUGUGCAAUGUUGGAAAGCUCCAGUCACAUUCAAUAGAUCUUGGCCUCAAGCAGAUUCUCGACAUGCCAAAUGGUUCUGAUAACAUAUUGCUGGCCAAGUUUAUUGAAGCUACAAAGAUGGUCCAAGCUAUCAUUACCGACUUUCCUCAAGGAAUAACCAUUCAUGAAGAAGUAGCUUCUACAGUUCAGUUUGCCAAAAAUAAGCAAAUGGAUGAUGCAGUCCUUUGGAUUGCCAGAAAGUAUGGUGAUAAAAUUUUACUAAGCGACUCUGACAGGAAACCCAAAAUGUCGAAGAAGAAAGGGAAAAAGCCCCCUACAGGAUUAAUGGCAAAACCUAGACAAUUAGAUGGUGACGAAGAUUGGCAAGGUCCUCCACCUUGGGAUGUGUCCUUGGGUGGUGAUGGAUGCCCUAAGUUCCUAUGCGAUGUGAUGGUGGAAGGAUUGGCAAAACAUUUAAGGUGUGUUGGCAUUGAUGCUGCUGUUCCCCCUCUGAGAAAGCCUCAAACAAGGGAUUUAAUUGAACAAGCAUCUAAGGAGAAAAGGGUACUAGUAACACGAGAUGCCAAACUUCUGAGGCAUGGCUAUCUCAUAAAAAAUCAAAUAUACAGGGUGAAGAGUCUUCUUAAAAAUGAACAACUUAUUGAGGUGAUAGAAACAUUUAAAUUGGAAAUUUCUGAGGAUCAGCUGAUGUCUAGGUGCACUAAAUGCAAUGGGAGAUUCAUCCAGAAACCUCUGACAACUGAAGAGGCUGUUGAAGCUGGCAAGGGCUUUCAGGUGAUUCCAAACUGCCUGUUUGACAAGAACUUGGAGUUCUGGCAGUGCAUGGACUGUAAACAACUUUACUGGGAGGGAACCCAGUACCGCAAUGCAGUACAAAAGUUCAUUGACAUUUGCAAGCUAAACGAGUAAGAGAAGGGCCACAAUGCUUCCUAAUCAAUUGCCUACCACAAAGUCACAUACCCUAAGCUGUCACAUUUUGCUUUGUAAUAUAGUUGCCCCUAGUUCUCCAAUAUGUCUCCCCCUCGUGGGAUUCCUGUCUAACUCGAAGAAUUCCACCAUCAAUUGGUGGUUGUGCAUGCCCUCGUACUAGCUUUGACAAAUCUGUUUGUAUCAAUCCCGGGAAUUUUGUUUUGUUACUUGUUGUUGGUUGAGUUAUAUAAUUAAUUAAAAAGCUUCUGCCUAGCUUAUACAUCCA
Molecule: messenger RNA, 1895 nt
Organism: Ipomoea nil (Japanese morning glory)
Lineage: Eukaryota; Viridiplantae; Streptophyta; Magnoliopsida; Solanales; Convolvulaceae
Product: exonuclease mut-7 homolog
Exons: 8
Coding region: 53-1609 (518 amino acids)
Biological process (GO): nucleobase-containing compound metabolic process
Molecular function (GO): 3'-5' exonuclease activity; nucleic acid binding
Source: RefSeq, a predicted model, not a curated record